This is a messenger RNA of Aphidius gifuensis, 663 nucleotides long. RefSeq lists its product as uncharacterized. The record is from RefSeq and is a predicted model, not a curated record. The coding region runs from base 125 to 514 and encodes 129 amino acids. The transcript is spliced from 4 exons. NCBI's taxonomy places the organism in Eukaryota, Metazoa, Arthropoda, Insecta, Hymenoptera, Braconidae.
GGUAUAUAAACACAUGACCAUGACUUUGUAGACAUCAUUGAGAUCACAUCAACCUGAUCAUUACGUACCAUCUUGAAAAGUCAACGACCAUUUAACAGUAGUUUAUUUUAACGUUAUUAUCAACAUGAAAAUAUUUAUUAUUGCAUCAAUUGUUGCAAUUGUAACAGCUGAAAAUUAUUCAUCUAAAAAUGAUACUUUAAAUUCAGCAACAAUUUUAUCACGUUAUAAAAAAAAUGCAUUUCAAGAAUCUCAUCAGGUACCUCAACAAGAAAUUAAAACACAUGAAGUACCUGUUCCAGUUUUAAUUCCAUAUGAAGUUGUUAAACGUAUAGAAGUACCAACUGAACAACUUGAACCAUAUUUCAUUGAAAAAAAAGUACCUUUUGUUGUUGAAAAACCAUAUCCAGUUACAGUUGAAAAACAUUUUCCUGUGCCAAUACCAAAACCAUAUCCUGUACCAGUUUAUCGUCAUGUAUUUCAUCAUCAGAAUAAAGACGCUUGGAAAAAUCAAUAAUCUAUAAAACAUAAAAAUUUAUUGUGUAAAAAUAUUUAAGCCAAAAGCUGUUUAUUAAUUUCGACUGAGUUCAAAUUAUAUUUUUAUAUUGUGAAAUAAUUUGAACAUUUAUUUAUAUAUCAAUAAAAUAUUAUUAUUAAGUUAUUAAA